GUUUGGCUAUGACGACAACAUCAGGAAGUAACGCAGUGUAAGGCAUGAAGAGGGCCCGUUCGAUCCGGGAUCCAGCUCUCAUGCCGUUAAGACGGUCUCCGUUACUAUGGGAAGAAUUCUCCAAACGGGUUUUGUGACGUUGAUAGUUCUUUCAAACAUGUCGAUCGGUGGAGAUUAUCCUCACCGAGUGACUGGCGUUAUUGGUAGGACUAUUGAGUUGUUAAUCAAGCGGACAUUUUCAGAUCAUGUUAAAGAGGUGGUCUGGAAAGUUAAUAAUGGAUCUCAGACUUUCAAAAUAGCAGAGUUCAAGGACAAUUAUUUAAUGACUGGACAUCCCCAAUUUCAAAUGUUCAGAGAUGGAAUGGGAUUACGAAUUAAAAAUGUGACUUUUAACAAUACUGGGAACUACACUGCCAAGAUUACUCUUAAAAACAAUGUAAUAGAAGAGGAGUCAUUCGUUGUCAGUCUCUAUGAACCUGUUCCUUCUCCAACUAUAAGAAUCGUCUAUGAGGAUGGAACCAGUAAGACGUGUAAUGUCACACUUCAUUGUGAUGUUACAGGAAAUACAUCUGUGUCUUAUACCUGGAGAUACAGGAAUGGCUCUGAAUACCAGCUGUAUGAAAGUAUUGGUGGCACAGUCCAGAUGGCACUUCAGUCAUAACCUAUGGAAGUUUUAUGCAUUGUACAGAACCCUGCUGACUGGAAGAAUGUCUCUGUUACAUUAAAUCCAUGUCAGCAAAAAGUUACAGAAAGUCAUCAUACUCGGCACCACUGGCCUGUAGUCGCUGCGAUUUUGUUUUUUAUUAUUGCUUCAUGUAUAAUACUUCGGAAAACAGUACUUAAAAAAAGUGUUCAGGAAACAGAUCGUGUCAUAUCACUACAGAAGAACUAUAUAGACCCUUCAGAAGAGUAUCAAGAGUUUUCCUCAACUCAUAAUGAAAAAGAGGAUGACAAGAUGGCAUUUGAUGAUGGUGAACUUUCUUCCACAUUCCCUCUUCAGAAAGAUUCUGAAAUAAUAUAGGAAAGUUAACUUUCAAAACUAUGACUGGAAGUCUUGGAUGGAUUACGAAGCCAAGUUUAAAUUGCCUUCUUAGAAACAAGGUUCAAGAUGAUGUCCAAGUGGCCUGACUCCAGAUGAACCUGUCAAAUUGGAACUGGACAUAGUACCAAGAGAACUGGCACUCAAGGCCUUAAAUCCUCAAACCAAAACUGCACAUAGUACCAAGAGAACUGGCACUCAAGGCCCUCAAUCCUCAAACCGAAACUGGACAUAGUACCAAGAGAACUGGCACUCAACGCCCUCAAUUCUCAAACCGAAACUGGACAUAGUACCAAAGGGAACUGCCACUCAAAGACCUCAAUCCACCCAUCUCUGUGGUUUCAGAUACCUGCCAGUGGAGGUCAUUAAUGCUCACCACAUGGAAUAAACAAGUUGGUCACACUCCAAAGA
Molecule: messenger RNA, 1450 nt
Organism: Rana temporaria (common frog)
Lineage: Eukaryota; Metazoa; Chordata; Amphibia; Anura; Ranidae
Product: T-lymphocyte surface antigen Ly-9-like
Exons: 6
Coding region: 665-1021 (118 amino acids)
Source: RefSeq, a predicted model, not a curated record